AUGGGAAGCCGACGUUUGCGGCUCGGUACACGCCGCGCAAUACUCCGCGUGCCAUUGCUAGACGACGCACUUUCGGAGACGCACCGCCGUCGAUCGGGUCGUGACAGAGAAUUCGUCGGCCGGCCGUCGGCGGAAUGCGAGCGAAACUAUAAUACAAAGCAACUCGCCAUGAACCCCGUCGUGUCGGCGAUUAACCCAAGCAACGCUAAUGAUUCGCCGAUCGGCGGAUCGAGUGGGCACGUCGAAAUAUCAGUGGCAAUAGGACAAGUGGAGAGCGCGCCGACCAAUUUGUGCGUCAGGACGUCAGAUCUCAAGGGCCUCGUUAAUGCUAAGCCUCCAAUUAGACUUAUCCCUAAU
Molecule: messenger RNA, 357 nt
Organism: Iphiclides podalirius (scarce swallowtail)
Lineage: Eukaryota; Metazoa; Arthropoda; Insecta; Lepidoptera; Papilionidae
Source: the annotation of a GenBank genome assembly